Messenger RNA from Hylaeus volcanicus, 1330 nucleotides. RefSeq lists its product as uncharacterized. The record is from RefSeq and is a predicted model, not a curated record. The coding region runs from base 358 to 867 and encodes 169 amino acids. Lineage: Eukaryota; Metazoa; Arthropoda; Insecta; Hymenoptera; Colletidae. The transcript is spliced from 4 exons.
ACGGCUGCUGCAGUCAGUAAGUAUCGUUUAUGCGUGCAAGCGGGCCCUGGGCGCGUACAAACGCUAUCCGACCAGGGUUUACAAGCUCUACUCUUGUGAACUUGAAGCCCGAUUUUAACUCGCGCCCGUCGGGGAUGAUGGCGCUACUGUCACUCCUUUCGCGCCAUUGAGUUCAUAUUCUGUGUACGUUUAUUCUAUGCCGAACGCGCUCGGCAAAGUGCGGCAAAAUUUCAACUCCAUAUGGUCAUAACGUGAUAGCGAGUGCAUGCAAGUGCACGGUGCAAGUAAGUGCUGUGUGCUGCUGCGUGCUGUCGGUUCUGCGUGGUUCUGCGAUAGUGUUUUUAGUUCACACCGAUUAUGGAUAAUAAUAAGAGGUCCCACAAAAAAUGUGCUGUACUGGGGUGCACAAACACCAGGCAGCCGGUGUUCAGCUUCCCCUGUCUGUCGAAGGACAGCGAUAGAUGUUUAAAAUGGCUUGAAGCUUGUGGAACGGAAGAUCUAUUCCAACUCCCUCCCAGCCGGUUGAGAAAUCGAGUGGUUUGUGAGGACCACUUCGAAAUUCAUUACCGCGUUGGAUGGAUUGGAUCAAAGCUUACAAGUCAUGCAGUACCAAGCUGCAACUUACCAGCACCUGCCACAUCUAUCGAGCAACAGGAGGAACUUGUAAUGGAAAUUGAAGAAGAAGAAAAACAUCAACCUGUGCUCACCAUUGGAUACCAGGACAACGUGGGACCUAUGUACGACGUGGGACCUAAGGACAACGUGGGACCUAAGGACUACGUGGGACCUGGGACCAGCAGAGACUUCGACGCACUUGCCUAUAAUGUGCUUCCUGGAUCAUCCAGAGAGUGUAUUACUUUACAAUAAUAUUAUCUUCUAUUGCAUUCCUUUUUUUAGUUAUGAUAGGUAUUUAGUAUUAUGCGUGUCAUUUAAAAAGUGCUUCUAUUAAUUCUUUGUUACAAUUACAUGUUGCACUGUCCAAAGGAAUCAAGUUCAACCAGCUAUCAGGAAAGGCCUUAAAGGUAUUAAAUAUUUAAAAAAAUACUAGAUGUAAUAGUUAAAUAUUAUAUCUACCGGAAAGCUCUGUCCGUUUCCAUCACAACAAGUCUCGACACGUAAGCACAUGUUUAUUUGGUGCAUGUGUGCCUCUCUAUUUUUAUUAUAUAAUGGUCACACGUGGAAGAUUUAUAUUUUAUUGAUAGCAGUAAUGUUUCUUCGGAGAACCGACUCCUGGAAAACUUACUGCAAAACAUGUUAUUUCUUCAAAAAUUCCAAAAAUGAAAGUUAAAUAUUGCGCCCAAGUUUUUAGUCGAUCAGUUGGAUCCAUUAU